This is a messenger RNA of Pongo pygmaeus (Bornean orangutan), 1099 nucleotides long. Its product is annotated as immunoglobulin lambda-like polypeptide 1. The transcript has 3 exons. The record is from RefSeq and is a predicted model, not a curated record. NCBI's taxonomy places the organism in Eukaryota, Metazoa, Chordata, Mammalia, Primates, Hominidae. The coding region runs from base 314 to 958 and encodes 214 amino acids.
UCCCCAAAAAAAGCACCCAGAGCCCCAGGGGCAAGGCAAAGCUGACAGGUGUGGGAGGCAGUUGAGCCCUGGAUCCUGACCACAGCAGGGCAGUUGGCAGAUGUGCCUCUGGGACAGAACCCCAGGGGUAACGGUCAUGGACUCUGGAAGGGGCCUGGCUGGGGGCUGGGGGCAGGGACCAGAGGAUGAGGAUGGGGCCACAUGGACUGGGGUGCACUGGGAUAGCUGCUGCCAGCGAGAGGGACCAGGGCACCACUCUCUAGGGAGCCCACGCUGCAAGUGAGGCCACAGGGACCUCCGACCGUGAGGGCCGAUGAGGCCAGGGACAGGCCAGGGGGGCCUUGAGGCCCCUGGUGAGCCAGGCCCCAACCUCAGGCAGCGGUGGCCCCUGCUGCUGCUGGGUCUGGCCGUGGUAACCCAUGGCCUGCUGCGCCCAACAGCUGCACUGCAGCACAGGGCCCUGGGCCCUGGAGCCCCUGGAGGAAGCAGCCGGUCCAGCCUGAGGAGCCGGUGGGGCAGCAGGUUCCUGCUCCAGCGCGGCUCCUGGACUGGCCCCAGGUGCUGGCCCCGGCGGUUUCAAUCCAAGCAUAAUUCAGUGAUGCAUGUGUUUGGCAGCGGGACCCUGCUCACCGUUUUAAGUCAGCCCAAGGCCGCCCCCUCGGUCACUCUGUUCCCGCCGUCCUCUGAGGAGCUCCAAGCCAACAAGGCCACACUGGUGUGUCUCAUGAAUGACUUCUAUCCGGGAAGCUUGACGGUGACCUGGAAGGCAGAUGGUACCCCCAUCACCCAGGGCGUGGAGAUGACCACACCCUCCAAACAGAGCAACAGCAAGUAUGCGGCCAGCAGCUACCUGAGCCUGACGCCCGAGAAGUGGAGGUCCCGCAGAAGCUACAGCUGCCAGGUCACGCAUGAAGGGAGCACCGUGGAGAAGACAGUGGCCCCUGCAGAAUGUUCAUAGGUUCCCAGCCCCCACCCCACCCACAGGGGCCUGGAGCUGCAGGAUCCCAGGGUAGGGGUCUCUCUCUGCAUCCCAAGCCAUCCAGCCCUUCUCCCUGUACCCAGUAAACCCUCAAUAAAUAUCCUCUUUGUCAACCAGAAA